UCAACCUGGGGAGAAAGUAAGAAGGGCCGCUUCAAGCGCCCUCUGGAUUUUCAAAGGAAAAUCUCUCAUAGCCAGUUCAGAUCUGACAAGCGCUUCCCUGCUGGGUCCGAUGGAUGCGCAGCACACGCGAAGGAGGAGCGAAGCCAAAGACCCUAGAUCUUCUACAACAGAUCUGAACGUUGCUCUCAAUGAAUGUAUGGUAGCCGUGAAUUUAUUUCUGAAUAACAAGUUCCAAGAUGCCCUUGCUUCUCUACAAACUAAAAGAAAGGAUAGCAUGUAUCAUGCUCUGACCUAUGCUACCAUUUUGGAAAUUCAGGCCAUGAUGACUUUUGACUCCAAGGACAUAUUGAAUGCUGGAAAUACAAUGGAAGAAGCUCAAGUUAUAUGUCAGAAAAGAGUUGGAGUUGGCUUGACAACUGUCAUGAUGUGUGACCAUAAUAGACAGCUUUCAUUACGUCAUAAGUUGAGGACUACCCAUAACAGGUAUGAAACUUACAAAGUGAAGAAAAGUAGCAAGGGUAUUGAAGAGUAUCUUUCAAGAGUAUUGAAGAAAAAGACAGGUGAUGUUUUGAGUUGA
This is a messenger RNA of Thamnophis sirtalis, 577 nucleotides long. NCBI's taxonomy places the organism in Eukaryota, Metazoa, Chordata, Lepidosauria, Squamata, Natricidae. The record is from RefSeq and is a predicted model, not a curated record.